Messenger RNA from Cinclus cinclus, 5182 nucleotides. RefSeq names its product excitatory amino acid transporter 5-like. Gene Ontology annotation, molecular function: glutamate:sodium symporter activity; L-glutamate transmembrane transporter activity; neutral L-amino acid transmembrane transporter activity. The record is from RefSeq and is a predicted model, not a curated record. Gene Ontology annotation, biological process: L-glutamate transmembrane transport. Bases 1 to 1638 code for a protein of 545 amino acids. NCBI's taxonomy places the organism in Eukaryota, Metazoa, Chordata, Aves, Passeriformes, Cinclidae. The transcript has 11 exons. Gene Ontology annotation, cellular component: plasma membrane.
AUGUGGGAGUGGGUCAGAAGAGCUGUGUUGCACUCGCUGUGCACAGCCCUCCUGCACCUCUGGAAGUGGGUGCAGGCUUUCUGGUACAAAAAUGGCCUCUUGACUCUCUCCAUGCUGUCGGUUGUCACUGGAUGCCUCCUGGGGUUCCUGCUGCGGACACUGGAGCUGACAGAACUGGAGAAGCAAUAUUUUUCCUUUCCUGGAGAGCUCCUCAUGAGGAUGCUGAAGAUGCUGAUCCUGCCCUUAAUCACCUCCAGCCUCAUGUCUGGGUUGGCUACCAUGGACUCCAGGGCCUGCGGGAAGAUGGGGGUGAUCACCAUCACCUACUACCUUUGGACAACCUUCAUGGCAGUGACCGUGGGGAUCAUCCUCGUGGUCAGCAUCCACCCUGGUGCAGCUGCCCAGAAGAACAACUACUCUGUGGGGAAAGUGGUGCUCAGCUCCGCCGACGCGUUACUGGAUUUAAUCAGAAACAUGUUUCCUUCUAACCUGGUUGAAGCUUCGUUCCAGCAGUAUCGAACUGUUCUUGUCCCAGUGGUAAAGUCUCCUGGUUUCCCAAAAAUCCCAGGAAAACCUGUCAAUUUUAUUUACUUUGCACCUGACGACAAAAACCCUGAAAUCCAUCGGCCUGUGUUCCUUGAGCUGACCCCAUCACCUGAAAUGACCUACAGGACCCUGGCUGGGACCAGCAAUGAGAUGAAUGUCCUGGGGAUUGUCAUCUUCUCAGCAACCAUAGGACUUCUCCUGGGAAAAAUGGGUGAGCGAGGAGCUCCGCUGGUUAACGUGUGCCAGUGCCUGAACGAAGCAGUUAUGAAAAUUGUCUCAAUGGCUGUUUGGUACUUCCCCUUUGGCAUUGUAUUUCUCAUAGCUGGAAAGAUCUUGGAGAUGGAAGAUCCAUCAGUUAUAGGACAGAAACUGGGACUGUAUGUCAUUACAGUAGUGUCAGGACUUGCCUUGCAUGGAAUCGUCCUUUUACCUCUGCUUUUUGUGCUCAUCACCAAGAAAAACCCCUUUGCUUUCAUUCAGGGGAUACUGCAAGCCUUGCUGAUCGCCUUAGCUACAUCCUCCAGCUCAGCCACCCUGCCCAUCACCCUCAAGUGUCUCCUGGAGAACAAUGGCAUCGACAGGCGCGUGGCACGGUUCGUGCUCCCUGUUGGGGCCACCAUCAACAUGGACGGCACUGCGCUCUACGAGGCAGUCGCUGCCAUCUUCAUUGCCCAGGUCAAUGAGUAUGAACUGGAUUUGGGACAAAUUAUAACUAUAAGCAUCACGGCCUCGGCAGCCAGCAUUGGGGCCGCUGGGAUCCCGCAAUCCGGGCUUGUCACCAUGGUCAUUGUGCUCACCUCCGUGGGGCUGCCCACCGAGGAUAUCACCCUCAUCAUCGCUGUCGACUGGGCUCUGGACCGACUACGAACCAUGACCAACGUCCUUGGUGACGCCCUGGCUGCUGGCAUCAUAGCACAUGUCUGUGAGAAGGACUUUGCCCCAAAGCCUCCCCCACAAGACCCAGUGAGCAACAAAGACAAGUUUCCUUCUGCUGAGACCUCACACCUGCACCCCAAAGACAAUGGGAUUGAAAUGACUGAAGAAACACUGUUGGAUCAGACAGGAAUUCACUAUAACAUCUGCCAGGUGUAGAUAACAGCGUUCCUGCACCCUGGAAUGGCAUCUUGGUGCUAAACACUGACACUGUAGGUGUCGAAUAUGGAUGCUUUGCAAGAUAAAGGCCUUACUUGGCACAAAAAGUGGGAAAAUUCUCUCUUAUCCUUUGAAGACUGUGGGACUCCCACCAGGCACCCAAAGAACAUGGCUCUGCCCCUGGGGCAGGGAGCCACCUCCUCCCUGAACCUGAGGACACAGCUGGGAGCUCACUGCCCUGUCUUAAAUAGAUGGCUUUGAAGGAUUUAUAGCUCCCAUUUUUCCAAGCUCACCUGUUUCUGAAAGCUAGGGAGGUGAGCAGGUGUUAGCAGACUGGAUUUGGUGAGAAUGCAGUAGGAAUUGGAAACACUGAGCCCUUUGGCCAGCAGCUCUUCCCUGGAGGCCAGGUUGUACUCCAGAAGCUUUUGGUUCUCUUAUUAUAGACAUUAUUUUUUUUAAUCAUUGCUUUUAUUACUGGGUUCUCAUCUAAAAACUAAGAUUAAGUGAAUUUGUCUAGAGCUCAAAAUCCAAGUUGGACAUAACUGGAUUUCCCAGCUGUCAGGUUAGACAGGACGGCUGAGCUGUUGCACUCUGUCAGGGACACUGGGAUUCACUGGCUGGAAGAAAGGAAGGACCAGCUGGACACCUGUUCCUACAGCUGUUUUAUUACAGAGAAUUAAUUUACCAGGUCCAAUUGCAACUGUGUUGAUUUUCCCAGCUAAGGCUCUGUCCCCAGGUUCAAAUUCCAAUGACAGCCUUAAAAUCCAGGCUUCCCAGGGCAGCCUUCUACACAAAAGCCUUUUAUACCAACAAUUCAUGUCACUGAAUUAACUUGUCUCUUAAAAUGUCAUCUCUUUUCUCCUUGAUAUUUCCUGCCACAGAAUUAGCAAUCACAACACUCAGACCCCUACACACAUUACUGAACUGUUCUCCAAUUGCACAUAAAGAAAAUAUUUUCUAUGCAGAAUUCUUUCAAGGUGAAGUCAGAAGUUGUAAAAAAAAUUCUAAUUUACAAAUAUUCAUUCCAGUUUUGCCAAAUGAAAAGGAGAAACUAUUAAAUAUCAUAAACCAGCUUUUACACAAAAAUUGUCUCCUAUUAAAUUACAACAGCCUCCCCAUAAUUAGAAUACUGGGCAACAUAAGCUUGAGACACUGCUGCUAACUUUGGCCUUUUUCACCCUUUCUCCUUGGUGAGGUUAAUUGUUACCUUCUUAAACAUUACAGCCCAACUGCUCUUCAAGGAACAGUCAUGUCAUUCACAAACCUAAAAUAACCACAUUUCAAAUCAAUCUCUGCAGCUUCCCCAGACAUCCCUCCCUCCUUCCCUUAUCAUUUAUGAUCACCAUGAUACAUCACACGCUGGUUCAGCAUCACUGGCUCUGAAGGGAUUUGUGGUUGUUCCUCUUUACCAGGACUGAGCUCAGCCACCCAAAACCCCCUGGGAGAUGCUGGUGAACACUGGGGAGGCUCCAGGCAGCCCCAGUUCUGGACAAGGGUCUGAGUAUCCCAUCCAUCUGCAAGUCACCCACAUCCUGCAGACACUGUUGGAAAGACACCUCCAAUGCACCUGCUCCAAUGUGGUAAUUAAAAUAGGUGAGAUAUAUGAGACCUUUCUGGUCAGUCACUGGUGCAUGGAGCACCCACAUCCCUCACUGCAUACCAUGGGUGAAUCCAGGCUGACCAGCACAGACAAGCUCCAUUCUCUCAUUAAUGAGGUGUGGAUAUUACAGCCCACAAUUAACCCUGCAACAAAAGGCAGGAUGGAAUGUCCAUGAUGAAGGUCCUUGAGUGAGUGCUGGGGCUGCAGGAUGAGCCUCUGGGCAGUCACUCCCAUUACUAGGCUGCUGCAGACCACCUUAUCCCCUGCCCUGGAAACAGCAAGUCACACUAGAACAAUUUAAACAGCACAUCCUUGAGCUCUCUACAACAAAGAAAAAAUUAUUACUGAAAAAAUCCUACCCUGUACAACUUGCCCCAGGAGUUACAAGUCCUGUGCUUUAUCAAUCCCAGUGAGACUUUUGAAUCCAGGAGCCUCAAAACUGGGCUGUCAUCACUGCGCCCCUCUAACAAGAUAAAACAAGGAGAAAAAAAAAAUUCAAGUGCUUCUGAAAAUCACUUUGUGGUCUGGUACAGAGGGAAUGCAUCGUUAUUGAUGGGGAAAACUCAAAAGGCAGCAAGGACAAUCCAUCUUCACCACUGCAGGCACAGGAGAGGCACCUGAACACUUUUAACAGGGCAGAAAUUGUGGAAAAGCAAAUGGAACAGAUUUAUGGGAUGGCCCAGCUGGUGAGGAGCCCCAUCCCAGACUAUGCCCUUGGGAUAGCACCAUCCCAAUCCCACCUGUGUUUUCAAUCUGCUGCUGGGGAAACACUGCCACCAGUGUUUACCUGCUGCUCAGGCAGGAAGGAAUAGCAGCCUCCCUGUGGCAGCCCCAAGAGUCAGCGGCACCCAUGGAACCCCAGAAUGUCAGCAGGGCUUUUGAAGAGAGCAACACAAACUCACUGGGGGUGAGGAACAAGAGAUUUCUAGAAGACAAGAAAGUAGCAGAAGACAAGAAAGUCACUGGGCAGCACCUGGAAGAAUUUUGUACUGUACUAACUGUAUUCAGGAGACUAGGAUGGGAAGGAGGUGAAGUUCCAUGUGUCCCACAUCAGGGAAACUGAGGUGUCUUGCUUGGCAAACUGGUACCUGUCUAUUCAGCCUCAAAAAAGAUAAAAACAAGGUAAAAACAACAGGCACUGCCCAGGCUCCCCAGGCAAUGGUCCUGGCCCCAAGGCUGCCAGAGCUCCAGGAGUGCUUGGGCACCGCUCUCAGGGAUGCUCAGGGUGGGACUGCUGGGGUGUCUGGGCAGGGACAGAGGUAGAUCAAUGAUCCCUGGGGUCCCUUUGAGUUCAGGAUAUUCUGUAGUUCAAUAAUUAAAUUCUACUGACUGAUACACUCUGCCUUCAAAGUACUAUAAACUAUUUUCCCAGGCACCUGCAAGAAAAAGAGGUGCCUCUCUGUUCUAGCACUGAAAAUCUAACUGUGUUAUUUCCAUGCAACUGGAGAAGUACAGGCAGCACAAGGCACAAACCCUACAGCACAGAACUCUGGCGUACAGAAAGCAUACAAACUCAAAUGCGCAUUUCUUCCUUGGAAAUCCUGUUUUCCUUAAACAAAAAUCUCAGCUGCUACAUGAUCCCUGGUUUAUGGUUGCUGUGCAUAAUACUGUAAUCAAGUUGGAGAGCAACUGGGUGAAGGAAUUUGGCUCUUAUACAAGUGUUAUUUUACUGAAAAAAAAUUCAAGGAAAGCUACUUUGGUGAACUAAAAAUCCACGUGAAAGGUAUUUAUGGGGUCUGUGGUUAUUAAGCAAAAGGUAAAGUUGAAGCAGUCUUUGGCUUUGGGGCAUGUCCCAGACAGGGGCAGACAACCCAUUCAAGGGCCACAUGAGCCUUGACUGGGGAAUGACAUUUCCAGUGAUAUUUAGGAAUCUGAAGAUGUGACUGACCAUAAACACUAAGCUUAAAUGAAUUUUCAUUGAACUGAAUGACUCAAGUGUAUACU